AGGUCAUAUGUACUGGGGCGCGUUGAUUGAACAUAGCGCCAAUAUGGCGCCCUGCACACCGCCCCCAGCGGCGCUAUGUGCGAAAAUUUUAGAACAGCGCGAAGAGCAUAGCGGCGUGAAGAAAUGGAGAAUUCAAAAUUGUGACCGUUUACAAACGGUCAAAUUAAAAAAAAAAAUUAAUUUAUUUUUCAACUUUCCUUUUAAAAUCCUUCUCCAUCUCUUUAUUUUUUUACCAUACCCAUUCAAACCUUCUUAUUUCUCCCAAAAUUUUUUACAACUCUUGUUUAUUUUAUACAAUGAAUCCAUUCAACCGGGGCUUCAUUCCUCCUCGAUCUAGUGCGAACCCAAACCAAAGUGCCAAUCCUACUCGUCCCGUGGCACCGGUUCCCACUAGACCCAACCCUUUCGGCUCCGGUUUUCUCGACUACAAUCAACAAAGUCCCGGGUUCAUGAAUCUUUUGAACCAACCGCUAUCAUGGGACCCUAAUCUCUACGGGUGGAACCCAAGUCAAAACAUGGAUGGGAUGGGGUCGUCUCAAGCGUUUGGGUCGGCUCAAGCGUUCGGCUCCCCACUACACGAACCCGAUGUUGUUCCGGAGACGCAACCCGAGGUACCGGAUACGCAACCGGAGACGCAAAAAGGAAAAGGAAAAGCAAAACGGGCACAUAAAAAGAAAGUUGAAACCAACACCCGAACGAAAAAAAAUGUGCAAACGUGGGAGCCCGAAGAGGAGUAUGCGUUAACCCGCGCUUUCAUCGAUGUUUCGGAGGAUCCGGUCGUAGCAAACAAUCAAAGUAAAACCGUAUUUUGGAACCGAAUACGAGAACUCUUUUUCGAGCUCAUGGGUAGGGGAGAAUACCGCCUACCGGACUCUAUAUCGGGGAAGUGGACCGAUAUAAACAAGAAGUGCACAAACUUUCAAACCGUGUACCAACGCUUGUAUUCCGGAUGGAAAAGUGGAAGUAGCGAUGAAGACAUUACGCAAGAGGCAUUGGUCGAGUAUACGGAGGCUAAUGGCCAUUUCCCAUACAUGAAGUGUUGGCAAAUCCUUCGCCAUAGCCCCAAAUGGGCCGUCGUAACUACUCCUAGUGGUCGUUCGGGAAAUACACGGCCAUCAAAGAGGUCCAAAACAAACGAUUCCGGUGAACCCGAAACGCCAACCUCCGACGCUCGAAACAUCGGCUUGGACGAGGAUAUUCCGGAUGACGAGCCGGUGGAGGAGCUACCAAGACCGCCCGGAAGAAAAAGCCGGGCGAAAAAACCCGAGUCCUCGUCGAUGUCUAUGGGAACGGAUAUGAGUCACGCAUUUUCGGAGAUAAACAAGCGGCUUCAAGACAUACACGAACUUGGUAACAAACGUUUGGAGGAGAACGAAAAAGUUACGGAGAUUAUGCGGGAUCGACAAUGGGCUCACGACUUUGACUUCUACUCCAAACCGCAUGACCACUUAACGGGAAAAGCUUUGAAAAUGGCGUUGGCUCAAAAGGAGCGGAUUGAAAAAAAAUAUAAUCUUUGAUUGUGUAAUUUUUUUUUAUGCUAGUUUAAUGUUUUUUUUCUA
Helianthus annuus (common sunflower) is the source of this 1559-nucleotide messenger RNA. Its product is annotated as glutathione S-transferase T3-like. NCBI's taxonomy places the organism in Eukaryota, Viridiplantae, Streptophyta, Magnoliopsida, Asterales, Asteraceae. Bases 297 to 1517 code for a protein of 406 amino acids. The record is from RefSeq and is a predicted model, not a curated record. The transcript has 2 exons.